UCUUCCGCGAAUUGACGAAUCAUGAGUGUGCGUGAGCGUAUCGCGCAUGGGGCCUAUGAAUUCUGAACUCCUCAUGCCUGCCCUGCCUGCCGCCAGGGGCUUUCGAAAACCCAUGCUGCAUGCACGCAGACGACAGACAUAAUUAGCGCCGGGCAGAGUUCAGAUGAUCAUGCCUGUCUCCUGCCCGUGCCGGCGCUGUCUCGCUUUCCAUUCUCCCACAUUGCCUUCUCUCUAGGAUAGGAACUACUACUGCACAGUAGUGCAGUGCAAGUAGUUCAUAAAGCUUGAGCUCUAGUCCCAGUAGCGGCAACAAGCACUUGCACCCUUUAAGAUCGCCCCUGCAAGCUCACACACUGCUCUCAGCACAGGCUGACACGAGGAGCUCAAGUCGAAGUUGUAGCUAGCGAGAAGCCAAGAAGCCAGUCAUGGGAUGGGGAAGCAGGAAACAGCAGCACGGGACGCCGCAACGCGCAUUGGGGCUAGGAGGAGAGAUCGGCGAACGCAAGGGCGGUGGCAAGAGCAAGGCCUUCUCCUUCUCCUUCUUGCCGCUUUCGUGGCUCUCCAAGCUCGCCACGAAGCCCAAGCGCGCGCCCGCGUCCACGCACGAGGGCCGCGGAGGCGCUGGCGCUGACGCCCCCCCGCCGUUCAAGUCGGGCCUUCCGGAGCGCGCCGCCAGCCCGGCAAAGGUGGCGAUCGCGCCGGCGGGCCGGCUCAGCUCGCCCUCGCCGCGUCGCUCUCCCGCUGUUCUGCGGCGGCUCUUUGCUGGCAACGACAACGCCGACGCCGUGGCCGCGCGCGGGCGCCAUCGCCCUGCCGCAGCCGUCGCUGCCGCCGAAGAAGUCGUACCAAGGCGGCUCUCUGUUGGCAACGACAGCGCCGACGCCGUCGCCCCGCGCCGUCACUGCAGACCCCGGCGCCACUGCUCCCUCGGCGGUGACCGUGACCUCCAGGCGCCGCUCGGCAAACACAUCCCCUUCUCCCUCGCCGGCUCCCCAGCGCAGCCACCGCCUUCAGCACAGACGGCAGCGGCCGCGGCACCGUCGGACACGGACGGCGGGGGCGCUCGGCUGAGGCGUCGGCACCGUGGCCGCCGGCACCGGCGCAGCGUCAGCGGCGGCCGUAGGUCGUCGUUCUCCGGAAAGGUGACGCUGAGGGUGAAGGUGCGGUCGCCGCGGCGGUCGGCGCCGGAGCUGGAGAGCCUCGCCGUGGUGCGACGGACGCGGGACCCGCAGAGGGCGUUCAGGGAGUCGAUGUACGAGAUGAUCGCGAGCAGCGGAGGGACCGACGCCCGGCCGGAAGAGCUGGAGCGGCUGCUGGCGUGCUACCUCGCCCUCAACGCCGACGAACACCACGACUGCAUCGUCAAGGUCUUCCGCCAGGUCUGGUUCGACCAUGUCAACCUGCCGCCGCCUCGACGGGGCAGGGACCGGGAGGAACACCCCGGACGGCACGCGAGGCCGUAAAUUCUCUAACGCAAGCAGUUGCGGUAUGCAUGUACAUUACGUACGUUAUUAUGCCGGAUUUACCUUGGAA
Messenger RNA from Triticum aestivum (bread wheat), 1533 nucleotides. RefSeq lists its product as uncharacterized. NCBI's taxonomy places the organism in Eukaryota, Viridiplantae, Streptophyta, Magnoliopsida, Poales, Poaceae. The transcript has a single exon. Gene Ontology annotation, biological process: negative regulation of DNA-templated transcription. The record is from RefSeq and is a predicted model, not a curated record. Bases 426 to 1463 code for a protein of 345 amino acids.